AAAAAUCAGCCAAAAAAGGAAGGUGGAACUGCAGGAGCUGAUAAGGUCUGUUGGUGGGAAGAGUGCUCGCUGUGAUAGGAAGGAAAGUUGAAUAUGCGGUUAUCUACAACUGUCUCUGAACUCCACACAUAGAGCCCUCACAAUGCCCCCUGCACCAGCUGCUGAUCUAGGCUACACUCCUCCUGAUGGAGGUUGGGGCUGGGCUGUAGUGUUUGGAUCUUUCCUGUCCAUUGGCUUCUCAUACGCCUUCCCCAAAUCCCUCACCAUCUACUUCAAGGAAAUCCAGGAGUAUUUCUCCAUCUCCUACAGUGAGAUUGCAUGGGUCUCCUCCAUCAUGCUUGCUACCAUGUAUGCUGGAGGCCCGGUGAGCAGCAUACUUGUCAAUCGUUAUGGGAGCAGGCCAGUGGUCAUUAUUGGCGGCCUAAUGGCUGGGUUGUCCAUGAUUGCUGCUUCUUUUGGCACAACCAUCAUGCAUCUGUACAUAUGCGUAGGAGUCAUUGGAGGUCUUGGUCUUGCCUUUAACCUGCAGCCUGCCCUGACCAUUAUUGGGAAAUACUUUCUUGUGAAACGACCCAUAGCAAAUGGUUUGGCCAUGGCAGGAAGUCCAGUAUUUUUGUCCACUCUGGCUCCACUCAACCAGUUUCUGUUUGACAACUUUGGCUGGCGAGGAAGUUUCUUCAUCUUGGGAGCCAUACUGCUCAACUGCUGUGUGGCAGGAGCACUGAUGAGGCCUAUUAAGAUAAGAAAAAAGCCAGUGCAAAAUCAAAACAGUGCAGGAAAUGGAGCAGGAACAGAGAAGAGUGAUUCUCAGAAGGUUAGCUUAGGAAGUGAAAAGCAACAAACAAAGCAGAGAGGAUGUGCCUACUAUGUGAACAAAUUCAUCGACCUGUCACUCUUCAAGCACCGUGGUUACCUUAUAUACCUGGUAGGGAAUGUUGUGAUGUUCUUUGGGUUCUUUGCUCCAGUCGUGUUCUUGGCGCCCUAUGCCAAGCACCAGGGGAUUGAUGAAUAUUCUGCAGCCUUCCUGCUCUCUAUUUUUGCCCUGGUAGACAUGGUGGCUCGGCCAGCAACUGGCCUAGUGGCUAACACAAAAUGGAUCCGGCCCAGGAUUCAAUACUUCUUCAGCUUUUCUGUGGCAUAUAAUGGGGUGUGUCAUCUGGCAUGCCCCUUGUUGCCCGGGUAUACAGGUCUGGUGGUGUAUGCCAUCUUCUUUGGGCUGGCCUUUGGAAUGCUGUGUGCACUGCUUUUUGAGGUACUUAUGGAUUUGGUGGGAGCACAACGAUUCUCCAGUGCAGUUGGGCUUGCCACUAUUAUAGAAUGUGGCCCUGUUCUUCUUGGGCCCCCAAUUUCUGGUGCUUUGGUGGACAUCUUCAUGGACUAUAAAUACAUGUACUUUGCAUGUGGCAUGAUGAUGCUGGUCCCUGGACUUUUCCUCUUCAUUAUGAAUUUUUUUAACUACAGAUGGUUGGAGCAGGAACAGAACAGGCAGAAGCAGGAUGAUCUGCAGAUUGGAUCAGCCAAAGAACUUGCUGCUAUGGAAGAGGCAUCUGAUAUAGAGCAAGACAUCAAUCUCAGUCAGGAAGAUCAAUUGAUGGACUUAGCUAGCAGAGAAACAUAAUGCUAUGCACUUGGGUUUUAAAUGGAAAAUUCACAUAUCUAAACCCUUUAAGUUAUAUGCUACAUAGAAUUAGUAUUAUAUUUAUUUUUUUGUCAUGGACACUGCCCAAUCAACAUGCCCACAACAAUUGGGGUUAGUGCUAAGUUAGUACUUAAGUAUUAAGUACCUGGAGUUUUACAAUUUAAACUCUCCACUUAGUGUCAAAUCUUGCUCCAUGAGCCUGUCUUGCACAUUUCUGUCCGAGCUUCCAAUCAUAUUGACAUUGUGUUUGUUUUGUUGCUCGUAUCUAUUCACCCGGCCUUUUGAUAUUCUGUUGCAUUAAACCUUUUAAAUAAG
Hemibagrus wyckioides is the source of this 1954-nucleotide messenger RNA. It is a transcript of the gene slc16a7, whose product is annotated as solute carrier family 16 member 7. Gene Ontology annotation, cellular component: membrane. The transcript is spliced from 5 exons. The coding region runs from base 143 to 1618 and encodes 491 amino acids. The record is from RefSeq and is a predicted model, not a curated record. NCBI's taxonomy places the organism in Eukaryota, Metazoa, Chordata, Actinopteri, Siluriformes, Bagridae. Gene Ontology annotation, biological process: monocarboxylic acid transport; transmembrane transport. Gene Ontology annotation, molecular function: monocarboxylic acid transmembrane transporter activity.